This is a messenger RNA of Haliotis rufescens (red abalone), 6602 nucleotides long. Its product is annotated as zinc finger protein 62 homolog. Lineage: Eukaryota; Metazoa; Mollusca; Gastropoda; Lepetellida; Haliotidae. The record is from RefSeq and is a predicted model, not a curated record. The coding region runs from base 809 to 5098 and encodes 1429 amino acids. The transcript has 2 exons.
AGUAUCUCCCCCCCCACACCCUCUUAGUAACUAACACAGGUGGUCGUAUCACAGCCUACUAUCAAAUAACAAAGUCACAACAUCACAUUAUUAUCAAUGUACAUGAUAUGUGCUGUUAAGUCUCAAGAAACAUAUCCACCCAGAAAAGGACAUUCAUUUCUCAUACAUGCAUGAGCUGCUGCAGCUAUCGAUUUACUGCAGCAUGAUUUGCAUAUCAAUGUCUCCAACUGCCUGCAACCCAGAGUACACACUCCCUGUAGUUCCAUAACAUGUCACGACAUGUCAACACUGCCUUGCCAUGUCCGCUGCAUGCACAUAUGAAUAGAACUGGUCAUGCAGUCAGUUUCUUCACAACAGAUAGCUGACAUUUGUAGAUUGAGAGGUAAACAAAUUCACUCUCAGCUGCACACUGCAAAAUGACCUAGAGGUCAACCAGAGAAGAUUACAGCCAAUCAGAAACAGCCAGCAUAUCACAUGAUAUGAAGCUCCUGGUUGGCAAGGUGCCAACUGCCCUGCCAGGCAGUUGAGAUCUCAGUCCAGGAUUAUGCUUCUCGAACAAUCUUGAGCUCUGUAAAUGCAUUUUCACUCAUACCUCUGAAAACUCUGACUCAACCAUAUCAGAUUCAUGCCUGUGCUCACAAAGAAGCUCAAAAGAAGGGAGAUAACUCAGAUGGAUACCUUGAAGAAAAUGUGGUAUUUGAAUAGUGGAAAAGAAUCGUGAACUAUUGCAAGUUUACGUGGAAUGUGGUGUGCCGGAAAAAUGAAGUGACCACCAUAUUGUUCUGUUUUCAAGCACCACGUCUUGAACAUGGAGCAUUUGGAGGUCCACACGGGCGACAAGCCGUUCCUGUGUGAGCAGUGCGACAACAGGAUCACAACACCGGACACAGGGAUGAAGGUCCAGGUGAUUGUCGACACUGGAGCCAAGGUCGUCAAGUGUGACAUGUGCGGUAAGCAGUUCACCUGUGCUCCUAAUCUCACGGGACAUAUCGUUGUCCAUACGACUGAGAAGCCUUACCAGUGUAGCCGGUGUAACAUGAACUAUGUGUCUCCAGCAGCUCUUCGCCUACACAUGGAAACCCACUUGGAGAACCAGGACACUCGCAAUCAGGAGAACCUGGAGAACCGCUUUAAGUGUGAUGUGUGCCACAAGCAGUUCUUUUCCAUGGCCAAUCUGUACCGCCACAAGAAGCUCCAUGACACCUCCAAGCCCUACCCUUGUGAUAUUUGUCAGAAGUCGUACAGCACAGAAGCUUAUCUGAAGGCUCAUAUGUGGGAGCACGUUCCUGAGAAGCCGUUUGAAUGUGAAAUCUGUCAGAAAAAGUUCCCCCUGCUUGUUCAUUUGAAACGUCAUAAGUCUGUGCACUCUGAAGUGAAGUCUCACCAGUGCGAUAUAUGCGGCAAACAGUUUACAUCACUGGGCAAUCUGAAGCGGCACAAGCUGACCCACAUCGUGUACGAGUGCCACGUGUGCGGCAAGCAGUUCGUGAAGCUGAAUCAGCUAAAGGAACAUGUCACAGACCACAUGGAACACAAACCGUUCCAGUGCGACAUGUGUGAGCGGAGGUUCGCCUCAGAGGUGCUCCUUAAGGCUCAUGUGUGGAUCCACCGGCGCGACAAGGAGCCGUAUUUCUGUAAAACCUGUAAACAGAGAUUUCCUUUGUCAAAGCAGCUUAGGGAACACAAGAUUAGUGUUCAUGGAGAGAUACCUGAUCCCCCAAGGAGUAAAAAGAAUCUCCGUCUGCACAUCACUGAACCAAGUGCAAAGACGGAAAAUGAUGAGAAAUCAUUUGAUGGCGUGGAAGAGGAAAAUCUGCCUGAAGAAGAGGAUGACCAAGAAAUUCACUACGUGUACGAGCCAAACAAGAGGUUUCCCUGUGACGAAUGUGGUAAAACAUUCAAGACUGUACGGAUCCGCAACCAGCAUCUGCGGCUGCAUAAUGGCGCACGGCCAUAUCAAUGUGAUAGUUGUGGCAGCACAUUCCAAACACAGACUAACCUACGAAGACACAUGAAGCUCCACAGUCGAGCAAAUCCAUAUCAAUGUUCUAUGUGUGACAAGUCGUACAAAACCAUUGGUGCCUUGAAGACCCACAUGUGGGAACACAAUAACAUUAAGCCGUUCCAGUGCGAGGUCUGUCACAAAAAGUUCUCCCAAGAGAUGCAUGUCAAGCGACACAUGAUUGUCCACUCGGGUGAGAAAAAAUUCAAAUGUGAUUUGUGCCCGAUGACUUUCAACCAAUCAGGAAACUUGAAGCGUCACAAGGCUACUCAUUUUGUGACCUUGAAGUUUCCAUGUGCAGUAUGCGGAAGAAUGUUCAGGACAAUCUCCGAGAUGAAAAUGCAUCUUGAGGACCAUAACAACACCAAGAAUUUCCAGUGUCGCUUCUGUCAUAGGAAAUAUGCCACAGCCUCCAUUCUCAAAGGCCAUAUGUGGGCCCAUGCAGAGAAACGAUUUUUCUGUAAGUUAUGCAACAAAAGAUUUGCAUCAUCCGUCUUUCUUGGGCGUCACAUGACCAUGCAUGCUCAGGAACAGAAGGAAACGUACCAGUGCCAAAUUUGCAAGAAACGCUUUUUGAAACUUGGCAAUUACAGAUCUCAUGUCAAACUCCAUUCCAAAUCCAAAGAUGUGAGGUGUCAGCUUUGUGAUACUGGUUUCACCGGUCUUCGUAUGUUGGACAACCAUGUGAAACAGAACCAUCCUGACAUUGCAAUGUUUCAAUGUGGGUUUUGUCCAGAGUUGUUCUUGAGACUCAGUCAUCUGGAGAAGCACAUUGCAGCGUGUCACCCAGACAUCUUUAAGUGUGACAAAUGUGACAGUAGCUUCUGUAAGCAGGACGCUCUUCUGGAACACCAGAUUCAACACGGCGUAGAGAACCCUUUCCAGUGUGACCUCUGUGAGAAGGCGUACACCAAGAGAGUAAAGCUGCAGUUACAUAAACGGACCCACACCAAGUCUGACGCACACACGUGUAGGGCAUGCAAGCAGGGGUUUUCAACACUGAAAGAGAAGCUGGACCAUCGGAACAAGAUGGAGGAUCUUCUUCAUAAACCACAUGUUUGCAGGUUGUGUGGGAAGAAAUUUCUUAACAGUCAGCGUCUGGAGAGACAUAACUUUAUGCACACAGGGGAGAAGCCAUACAAGUGUAGAGUGUGUGAGAAAGGGUUCUCUCAAUGUGCUCAUCUGAAGGAUCAUUUGAAGACACAUACUGGGGAAAAGCCUUACAUGUGUAACAUAUGUGACAAGAGAUUUACUCAUCCUCGAUCGCUGCGAAUCCAUGUGGAGAUGUGUAGGAAGGGCCAAUUCAGAAUUGAUUGUCCCUGUGGCUGUGGUGAUGGUAGCAAGCCUCACCAAGUGCCCAAACGGUACAGGUGUGACAUUUGUAGGAAGAGAUUCAGAAGAGAGAAAAACUUCAAGUCUCAUAUUGAAAGCAAGACCUGCAAUAAGAAGUUGAUAUGCCCCUGUGGGUGUAAUGGCAAUGAGAAGGAACAUGUCAAAGGUCAAUCUGAAAGUGAGGCUGAUCAUUCUGAAAGUGAGGCUGAUCAUUCUGAAACUGAGGAUGGCCAUUCUGAAACUGAGGCUGGCCAUUCUGAAACUGAGGCUGGUCAUUCUGAAACUGAGGCUGGUAUGGAGUCUGAUACCAGAGUGGAAGAUAUGGCAGGAGACUCUGAGGUGUUUCUCACACAUAGUUAUAGCAAGGUAAGCCUUCAAGGAACUGCUGGUGGUGGCAAGAGUAAGGAAAUUGCAGUGAAAAAGGAACCCAAUUCCGAAGAUUUACAAGGCAGUGAAGGUACAGAAAACAACGUGGAGAGCAACAUGACUACAAAUUAUGAGUCAGAUAAUUCAGGACAGAAAAAACACAUUGAAUCAUCAAUGGAUGAAAAAACAUCUGUAGAGUGCAAGAAAGUGAAAAGUUCCUUGGAGCUUGUUGACAUAAUCCUUGAAGCUGCCGAGGCUUCUACAGAGAAAGAGAGUGAAGCCUCUUCAGGCAGAGUGGUUGAUGAGAAAAAUGUGCAGAAAGAGGUGGUAGAUGUACCCAGAACAUCUGCUAGACAGAAUGAGAUACGACAAAAGGACUAUCCGUGUGAAACUUGCCAGAAGACUUUCCCCUCGUCUCAGUUGUUAAAAAGACACAUGAUAUUCCACACAGGGGAGAGACCGUUUAAGUGUGGAAUCUGCCAGAAAACCUUCUCACAGUCAAAACAUUUGUCAAUUCACAUGAAGAUGCACACCAAAGACAAGCCCUACCAAUGUGCAAUAUGUUCCGCAUCUUUCCCUCAUCCCAAGGCUUACAGAAUCCACAUGCAAAUGCACAAGGUGGCUCAUGAUAAGUGUCCUCACUGUAACAAAGUGUUUGUAAGCAAACCUAAGCUCUCAAGUCACAUACGGGUAAUCCAUCCACAGCAUUAUUUUGAAGGGUAUUCAUCGACUCAAAAGCAUGCUGCUGCACCAGAAAUUACCGUGAUUAAAACCGAGCCAGUUGAAGCUGGUGGAGAGGAAUGUAUAGUCCAGGCUGUGCAACAGUCCCACAAUGUACUGGGUGAAAGAGUUCUCCUUAACCUGGCUGUACAAGACAAGCCUGGACUAGACUCUGUUGUUCCCGAUUCUGCUGAAUACAGUAUUGUAUAUUUAGGGUCUGAAGACGAUCACUUCAAAUUGGGCAAGUCAUCAGCAUCAGUUGCAGGAACUCAAGUCAUCCACAUACCGUGUGAUAUAGGGCCGGAAGGGACGAGGAAUAUCAGCAGUGAUUCAACCCUUAACUUCUUGGAAGAAACUGCUGAUAGUGUUGUCAUGGAGACAACUUCUGUAGACACACAAUCUGCAGUUCCUGGACCAGACAGUGUGACUGUCAUGACGACAGAGGAAGCAUCAGAGGUGGUUGCUGUGAUACAGGAACAUGAGGCCUGGAACCAGGCUAUGGUCGCCGGGCAACAUGGACAAGUGGUAGAUGCCCAGCCUGUACAAGUAUCUUCUUUAAGCGGAGUAGAAGUGUCACAAGCGUCUUUCCUCGAUGCUGUCUCUCUGGAUAAUGUGCGGAUUAUUACAACUGAGAGUGAUGUUAACGGGGAAACGGUUGUUGUUAAGAUUGAGUAUUAGUACCCAUAUUCAUCCAAUGAUAAGUCGUCGUCAAUAGUUAUCCUGUGAUCACCUGUGAAUACAUGCAGUCGAAUUGUCGUGUAGAUGUUAUUUUUAACCAGUGAAUUAAGACAUGGCCUGGUUCGAGCAAGAGGGAAUCCAAUGAGUGCUCAAACCAAUAAGCAUUCAAAUUCAUCACAAACACGACCAGUGUCCAAACUAACUGCCUGCCUUCCUGCCCAUGGCUGAUAACAUUUCUAUUGGGCUGCAUGAAAUUUUCCUCCACCUUCCCAACUGUUAAGACUCCUUAUGUAUUCAAUUUUAUUCAGAUUUAUUAUUGUCAUCACCAGGUCCGUCUGUCUGUAUUUUGUUUCCGGAGCAUAACUUGAAAACUGUGAAAACAUUUUCAUGCAAACUUUGCACAUGAAGUUGUGCCUUUUGCUGGGGGGAUUUGUCAUCAUCUGAUGACUCUUUUCUAUCUCAAGUAUUUUCUUGCAUUAUUUCAACCGAAUCAGGAUGCGAUUUUUCAGUAUUUAUAAUGCCUGAAUGUUGGCAGGUGACUUGGAAGACGGGCAGGCAACACUUAUGGUCACCUGACCCAUUGUAUUGUUGGGUUUUUAAAUUAUUUCAAAUUCUGGACACGACAAUAUUUCUUGUGCAACGUGUGCCACAGCCUUUUUGCCAUCUUCUCUACACAUUGCUAUAGGCAAUAGCACGGGUUCAUUGACUUCCAUGAGUUAUAAACAGCCACAUGAAAUUUGUGGAAAAUAGAUGAAUGGCAAUAUCAGGCAAUCGUAGGGUUCGUACAAAGUUCAUGCAAGGGUCAUGUGAUGUCCGGAAGUUAUGUAGACUUCUUAUUGUGUCAGUUGAAGAAAGACACAUAUAUCACUGCUACGUGGAAAAUUGUCUGCAUGUAUUCCAGGGUGAUGAGGGACGUAAAGUCAUUUAUCAUACCACGAUGUGAUGAGAUGUGAUGAAUGAUGAGAUCUGCAGGGAUGAGAAUCUUCCGUGGAUCCACAAAUUUUAGUGACCACAAAUUUGUGAAAAUCUGAUGGCUUCCCUCAUAAAGUUUCAGCUGAAAAGUGAAAUAUCCAUUCUCAUCCCUGGAUCUGAUUUGUUCACUUGAUCUUGAUUAAACACUAUGUAUCCCGCCUUGGAGGGAAAUAAAUUUCUUACCGGGAGAAUAAAUUCCUUUUGUCCCGCCACGAACAAGACAGGCUGCAUGUGGGUUUCUGAGAGGCAUAUUAGGUCCCUUUUACCCCCGCUUCUAAGCAGGAAGACGCACACUUUUUCUGAUUCGAUGAGGGUCACGUGACAUAGGGCAAGUAAACCUCACCUCAAUCAAACUAAUAUUUUCUAUCAAUUUUGAAUUUGUUUUAUUUCUAUUACAAUGAGGGGCACGGCUUGCCCAGUUGUCUAAGGCGCCGCAUUUUGCUGUGCAGAGUUGCGUCCCUUGGGCACGCCAGAAACCUUUGAUUGUGGGUUCGAAUCCCGGUUCGCCCUGAUUAUGUUUCUAGGUCUGUCA